AUGGCCCCUGCCGCCUUUGCUGCAUCGCUCGCACAGCUCACGGGACUCGACAGCGACACGGCCAAGGAGCAGCUUCUGCCUCACCUCGAAUCGCUCCAGAGCCAGUCGGAAGUGCGCAACUACCUCGAUUCCCUCCUCGCACCCGGUCCCGCCGCGCAAUCUUUCAUCGCGUCCUACCUCGCCUACCGCUUCCCUUCCGCCCCUGCCGCCUCGACCACCGCCGCCGCCGCGAGCGGCACCUCGUCCUGGGCCAGCACGCCUGCGGGCUCGCGCGCGCCGAGCCCGUUCGGCACCACGAGCGGCGCACGCCCCCACGGCAAGGCGCGCAACGACAGCCCUGCAGGAGGGCGGGCGCCGAGCGUGCCGCGCGCGGCCGUCGCAGGAGGCGUGCAGGUGCGGGUGGCGCCGGCGCCGGCGCCGAGGGCGCAGCCUGCGGGCGCACAGGGCGGCAAGGGCAAGGGCAAGGGCAAGGGCAAGGAGGAGGCCGAGCCGGAGCUCGAGCUGUCGGAGGAGGCGGUCAAGGAGCUGCUCGAGAUCGGGAGGGAGCUCAAGGCGUUUGACGCGAGGGCGGCCGAGAAGGCCAAGAGGAGUUGCUUCUGCCAAGCCCGCCAGCACCCCCUCUCGCCCUACAUCCCCCUGUGCCCCUCCUGCGCCCUCGUCCUCUGCACCCUCAACAGCCCCGCCCUGCGUUGCCCCUCAUGCUUGCACUUUCCCCUCCUCUCGUCGGCCACGACCGCGUCGCACAUCGCCGCGCUCCAGUCGCGCCGCGAGGACCUCAUCGCGCGCGAGAAGCGCCGCGCCGCCGCCGCUCGCGAGCAGGACGCACGCGAGCGCGCCGCGAUCCGGUUCCCGACGCUCGGCAUGGACAUGGACGGGAUCCGGCGCGCGGAGCAGGCGCAGCGGAGCUACGCUGGGCACGCCGGCGGCGGGAGCGGCGGGCUCGCCGAGCGGAUCGAGCGCACGUUCGAGGAGCGGGCGGCGGCGAGCGCGAGGGAGCAGCAGCUGAGCAGGGCCCGGGGCGGUGCGGCGGCGCAGGGCGGUGCGGGAGGGAGGGUCCUCCGCCUCGACGGCAAGACGGGCAAGGUCAAAGUCCAGACCAAGGUGGUGCGCCCGGCGGCCAAGGGCAAGGGCUCGGUCGUCGCCGAGGAGACGACGGGCGUCAUCGCGCCCGACGAGCACGACGACGGCCUCGUGCCGUUCGUCGACGAGGACGACGACGGCGUGCGGGGCGAGCCGGCGCUGCGCUCCCGCAAGGGCGACGACCUCGCGCGCCUGUCGCGCCCGAGCGCCGAGGACGGGCGCGUCUUUGUCAACGUGACGCUUGACGAGGCCGACCGGCCGAUCUGGGCAGCGCAGGACGAGGCGUUCAUCAACGGCGGCGGCGGCGACGACGACGAGGAGGGGACGUUCGACGCCGGCGUCGCGUCGUCGGCGUUUGUCCAGCCCGCUCGGCCGGCCGUCCCGGGUGCGCCUGCGCCCAAGGAGGAGACAAAGAGCAAGAGGCGGCGCGGCGGCCAGGGUGCGGGCAAGGCGGCGGGCGAGACGUCGACGGCGGCGUAG
Messenger RNA from Rhodotorula graminis WP1, 1560 nucleotides. RefSeq lists its product as uncharacterized. Gene Ontology annotation, cellular component: nucleus. The coding region runs from base 1 to 1560 and encodes 519 amino acids. The record is from RefSeq and is a predicted model, not a curated record. Gene Ontology annotation, molecular function: zinc ion binding. NCBI's taxonomy places the organism in Eukaryota, Fungi, Basidiomycota, Microbotryomycetes, Sporidiobolales, Sporidiobolaceae. The transcript has 4 exons. Gene Ontology annotation, biological process: regulation of DNA-templated transcription.